AUGGAGAGCAGCAUUCAGCAGGCAGCGUUCGAUGAGCUGCCGGUGAUGUACCAGGCGCGGAUCCGCGACCUACAGCAGGAGCUCCUGGAUGGCGAUAUUACACAAAAAGGGUACAGCAAGAAGAUCACGCAUAUCAUGGAGGAGUACCAGGCAAGCCAGGGAGCAGUGGCACCGAGCUCGCUGAUGCCCCCAUCGGACAGCAGACAGGUGCAGUUCAGCGAGCCCUCGGAAGCGCGUCCGGACGGUGCGGGCGGGCGGACAGUCAAGGUAGACUACAGCACGCGCCAAUCGACAGCGAUGGGAUUCAAGAAGCCCGGGAUCAAUUUUGACGACCUCCUGGGGGAAUUCGAUGACUCGGACGACUCGGACGAUAUCGCGCCAACCAACAUUUCGUUCCGGCUGCAACCGAACAGGACGGCCCUGGGUAUUACGACGGAUGCGCUCGAGCGCACCUCGAGCAAUGGCUCACCGGCACAGCGCAGCGGGUCAUCGGGCAAGACCACGCCGCGCAGCGGAGCGCGCACGCCGUACAGUGUGGGCGGGCGUGUGGUGGACGACAUUGCGUGGGACAGCGGGUGGGCGCCGAGUGGGCGGGCGGACCACGUGCUGGACGAUAUGAUGGACCCGCUGGGGCAGCGGGCGGCCCAGCAGGCGCAGUUCUCGGACGACAGCAGCGCAGACGAAUUCGACAGCAUUGGGCCGGCGGACUUCAAUCCGGAUCAAAUCACCAAAGACGCCAAGCAUGCGACCAGCGACAUGCCGGCGGCGGCGGCAGGCGACGUGAAGCGCAUGAACUCGCUGGUGUACCCGCGUGGCCGGCGCACCGACAAAGUGCAAGUGGGACGGGCAGAGAAGACGCGGUCGAAAUUGUACGGGAUCGGCGAGGAGGUGGAUUUCGGCGAUCUCCCGUCGUCUGGCGACGAGAGGGAGAGCCGGCGCACCAGCGCGGCAUUGUCGCAUGGCUCGCUGAGCAGUGACAAGCGGGAUGACUCGGGGAUUAUCCAGCACCAGGUGAGCGCGGCGGGCAGCGGGAUUCCGACACCCAAAUCGGCCAGCGUGACUCCGCAGCUUGCGGGCAGUGCCGAGAUGGCAGUGCCGCGGUCGCCGCUGGGCGAGGAUCCUGGACAGGGAGCUGACCAAAAGUUCAGCAGACUGUCGUUGGCGAGUUCGGGGUCGGAGAGCGUUCUGGAUGCGGUCAGCGGGUCGAUCACGCUGGACGAUCUUGCACGUGCGUCGAAUGUUGACUUGACGAGCAUGCGUGAGUCAAUGGUGGUUCCCGAGCAGCCGACGCUUGCGCAGCUGGCGGCUGAGAGCGCAGCGCAGUCGCCGUUGGAGGAAGAUGCUCUGGCCAUUGAGGCAGAUUCACCCGACUCGCGUGAGCCGGCCGGUGGCGGCAUGGUGGUAGACAAUGUGGUGUCGCAGCAGCUGAGCAGCUCGAGCAGCAUUGCGCUGGGCGGUGACUCGUCGCCGGUGGAUGGCGUGGAAUCGGCAAUGCCGCGGGCUCUCAGCGAGUACGAUCCUCCAGGGCAUACCAGCAGCGAGGGUCUAGCAGAUAAUGACUCACAGCCUAAUGCCAGACCAGGUGCGGCAGGCCCACACAGACAGCGAGGCUGGACCGGCGGCCAACGACGGCUGGACGCAUGUCGUACUAUUCGCCAGGAGGCCGAGCCUGAGGUGCCAGCCAACUUUGACAUGCCCAGUACGCCGGUACCAGCCAUUGACACAGAGCUGGCAGCACAGGACAAUGCAGGCAACGUCCGGGGCGAUGACAGCGCCAGCAGAGUACGAGCCAUGGGCUGGCGAGCCGUGGGCUGGCGAACCCGCGCUGUCGGCGGCAGCGUCGGCACAGCUGCGACAGCUUCUGGGGCAACACCAGACGCUGGCGUCGGUUCUGCAGCACCGGGCGCAGACGACACCAGCGGCAUCGCGUACACGUGCAUCGACACUAAGGGCCGGGAGAUCGGCUCGUGGACGUGGCAGGGUCUGCACGUGCGGGCCAUGCACGUGGUGCAGGUGCUCCGGCAGCAGGGCGUGGCCGCAUGGGGCGACCGCGUGGCGCUGGUGUAUCGCAAGUACGAGAUGUUGGAGUUUGUAGGCAGUCUGUUCGGGUGCUUCUACGCAGGGCUGACAGCGGUGCCGAUUGUAGCCGGCGACUCAUAUGCGGAGCUGGUGCAUGUGCUGAACUCGACCGGAGCUGCGGUGGUGUUGACCACGGAGCUCAACAUCCGGUCGCUCAGCAAGGACCUGAGCCAGAACUCGGUCGGCCCCUGGCUGGCCUGCCGAUGUGCCACCGCAUCGGCGCAACAUCACCAUGCGCGGCAGCCAGCUGAUACGGCCUACAGCACCACGACGGAGACACGGAUCGGCGAGCUGAGCGGCGCUGAUGUCGCGUACAUAGAGUUCAGCAAGAGCCCAAACGGCGAGCUCAAGGGUGUGCAGGUCACGCAUGGGGCGAUCCUAACGCAGUGCACUGGAUGGAUGAUGAGUACGGGGAUGCUGGGCAUCGGCCGCAAGUACAAGCACCGCGUGGAGCUGGAGCAGAGCGACGACGAGCACGGGUCAAUGCAUGAGCUGGACGCUGCGCUGGGCAGCGAGCCACCGGUGCCCGAGCCAGUGGACGCAGCGAACCACGCGGCCAGCGGCUCGCUGGGCAAGAGGUGGGGCGGGUCGACUGGCUUCCUGGGCCGCCUGCGCAAUGUCGGCUCAUUGCCCAGGAUCCGCAAGAACUCGGCUUCGUCGACAACCAGCUUCCGUAGCAGCCUGGCCGGCCCGCCGCAGCUCGCACGGGAUCGGGCCAGUUCGGCGGCGUCGGCGCGCGGCUCACCAUCGACAAUGCCGCGCAACCCGACGCGCAUGUCGGCUGUGUCAGCGGCGCGCAGCAGCCCACGCAGCAGCCAUGCGGGCGACUCAGCUCAGCGCGCCAGCGAGGUGGUGGUGUCGUAUAUCGAGCCGCGGCAACACUUUGGGCUUGUGUAUGGCAUCCUGGCCGGGUGCUUUGGCGGGCACCAGUCGGUGUAUACUAGCAGCGCGCUGUGCGACCUGCCUGGCGCGUACAUCGGGCUGCUGACGCGGUACCGGGCUACAGUGGCCGUGGGCGACUACACCGGGCUGCAGUCGGUUCUGUCGACUGCCACUGACGAGCCGGCCCAGAUCGCCGGCUACGACAAGAAGACGCCGCCGAACCUGGCGGCGCUGCGGCUAGUGCUGCUGGACGCACUGUUUGUCGACCCGGACUUCCACGCGACCUUCAACCGCAACGUACUGCAUCCGUACGGCUGCCCGUACCAGAGCAUCGCCGACACCGAGGGCCACCCGGUGAUCACGCCGGUCUGCACGCUGGCCGAGCACGGCAGCGUCCUUAUGGCCAUGCGCGACUGUCUGUCGUCCUACCCGCCGCCAGGUGUCCAGCCAGCGUCGCAGCACGGCGGGUACGAGUUUCGCACCGAGGCCGAGGUGGACCGUAUUGGCACGGUGCGGUACCAUUCGUUCGGCUACCCGGCGUUCCAGUCGACCAUUGCGGUGGUGGAUCCCGAGACGCGCGAGCUGUGCGCGCCCGACGCGAUCGGCGAGCUGUGGAUUGACUCGCCUGCUCUGGGGUCGGGCUUCUGGGGGUUGCCCAAGCUCACCAGCAGCAUCUUUGCGGCGCGGUACACGUACAGCACUGAGCCGGGCGUCGAGCUGGUCAGCAGCGGCGAGUACCUGCGCACGGGGCUGAUGGGCGCGGUGGUGCAGGGGCAGGUGCUGGUGUUUGGGUUCUAUGAGGAUCGCAUCCGCACGCUGACGCUGGGCGACAACGCGUGGCUCGAGCCGCAGCUCGGCUUCCACUACGCCGGCGACAUCAACAGCACGAUCCGCCGGUACCUGCCGCAGAUCACCGAAUGCACGGCCUUCGAGAUGUACGCCAACGACGCGCAUUUCCCUGUGAUCGCGGCCGAGGUGCGCCAUAACUCGGGCAUGUACGCAACCAUCGCCGACGAAAUCUACGGAGUCCUCCGCAACCGCCACGGCCUGCACGCCUACGCAGUCGCGCUGUGCCCGCCAAACACUUUGCCGCGGGCCUUCCAGUACGGCAAGCGCACAGUGAACGCCCAGCUGUGUCGCCACCAGUUCGAAAGCGGCCGCAUCAAUUGCCUGUUUGUGCGGCUGUCGACCGACGGGCUGUUCAUGAAUCUACCGCCGCCAGCGUCGCAGCUGCCGCCCGACGACUCGUACCAGGACCCGUCGGUGGCUCUAUACGGCCGGUGGGUGCAGCAGACCAGCCUGGAGGAUGCAAUGCCGACGGUGGACGAGCGCUCGCGCGUGGAUCUGAAUUCGUUCAAGAGCAUCACCGAUGUGCUGGUGUGGCGCGCGCAGAAGCACCCCGACGACCCAGCCUUUUCGCACUUUGACGAGCGCGGCCGCCCUAUCAAGACGCUGUCGUUCGCCAAGCUGCUUACCAAGGUGUCGGCGCUGGCGCAGCUGAUGCUGGAGAAGAAGCGUGUUGGCGCGGGCGAUCACGUGCUGGUGGUCAUCGCGCCCAGCCCCAGCUACGUCAUCGCUCUGCAUGCCUGCCUGGCUAUCGGCGCCAUCCCGGUCGCUGUCGCCCCGCCCGAUGCGGCGCGGCUCUCGGAAGACAUGCCGCCACUGCUGGCCACUGUGCGUGAAUUCAAGAUCUCGUACAUGCUGGUGGAUUCCCACAGCGACGAGGUUUUCCGCAGCAAGAUGAUGGAAGGCGCCAUGCGCGCCCCGGCCCUGCGUGCGCUGCUGGGUAGCAGCAAGAUGCCCAGUGUCCUGCAUCUUCAAGUUCCUUUCGCAGUGGGCGGAGCCGCGUCGCGCAGCGCUGGUGAUGCAGUUUACGGGAGCGCAGGCGUCGACGCCGCAAAGGGCGAUUUCCAGAUGCUGUCCAGCCAGCCGGUGAUUGCGUCGGUGCGGGCCUACAACGGCUACGGUCUGCUGCACUGCACUAUGCUGGGCGUGUUUGUCGGCUGCGCGACGCUGCUUCUGUCGCCAGCCGAUUUCUUCGCCAAUCCAUUGGUGUGGUUUGAUCUGGUGCAGCGCCACAAGGUCAAGGAUGCGUUUGCCACGCUGCCGAUGCUGCAGCACGCGAUGAACUUCAUUGCUUCCAACCAGAUGCGCACGACCUUUUCGCUGCAUUCGGUGCGCAAUCUGAUUCUGGCCACCGAAGAGCGCGUCGAUCCCGUGACCUUCGCCCGGAUUCGCGACUUCUUUGCCCCCGCGCGGCUCGACGAGAUGGCCAUCAACCCCCUGUACGGCACUCUGAUGAACCCCUGUAUCAGCACCCGCGCUUACCUGGGUGUCUGUCCGUUGACGCUGCGUUUGGAUUUGCACGAGCUGCGCCGCGCCCGCGUGGUAGCACUGCCGCCGCUGUCUGAAAUGGAGAGCCCCGAGGAGGCUGCCCUGCAUAGUCUGACGCUGCAGGACUCAGGCAAGGUCUCUGGCAGCACCAUGGUGGCCAUAGUCGACCCGCUGACGCGCACUGCGCUGCCGGCCGGCAGUAUCGGCGAGGUAUGGGUGUGCAGCUACAGCAAUGCUUUGCUGAAGCAGCGUCUGGUGCCCGGCAACGCAGCGCCCGGCGGCCGCCCGGUGAUGAACGGCGACGAUGCGACUGGGUUUUUGGAUGGCGCGCACGACCACGAGUUUGUGCGCACGGGCGACCUCGGCUUCCUGUAUCUGCAGGUGUCUGGCGAGCAGGACGGCGCACCGGCCGAGCCCUACUUGUUCGUGGUGGGCAAGAUUUCCGAGACCUUCUCGGUCGACGAGUACAUGUAUUUCUACUCGGACAUUGAGCGUGCGGCCGAAGAUACCUCGCAGGACAUUCUGCCCGGCGGCUGCGUCGUCAUGCAGACGACUGUGCAGACCACCUUUGCUGCCGAUAUGCCGGUGGGCAGCUCGGCGCAGGUCGGCAGUGCGCGCAGCCGCGCAGUCUCCGUGGACUCCACACGACUGCGUCUGGUGGCGGUGAUUUCACUGCGCCGCCCUCCCGCCGACUCCUUCCUGCCGAACCUGGCCUGCCUUGUCUUCAACAACGUGCUUGAUCGCCACCAGGUACUGGUCGACGAGAUUGUCUUUGUUCCGCGCGACUCGCUGCCUAGAUCGCGCAUUUCGGAGCGCCGCCGCAGGACCGUCCGGGGCCUGUAUGAGUCCGGGAAGCUCAAUGCCUUUGUCAGCUAUCCGAUCUCAAACUCGCCCACGCUGCCGUCGGGCGCCGCGAACCCGAAUAACCGCCAGUCGUUCUUGGGUCUGCCCAAUCCUACCGCUAGUUCCUUGGCCUUUGCCAAUGUCGAGGGUUGA
Molecule: messenger RNA, 6291 nt
Organism: Linderina pennispora
Lineage: Eukaryota; Fungi; Kickxellomycota; Kickxellomycetes; Kickxellales; Kickxellaceae
Product: acetyl-CoA synthetase-like protein
Exons: 8
Coding region: 1-6291 (2096 amino acids)
Biological process (GO): fatty acid biosynthetic process
Cellular component (GO): plasma membrane
Molecular function (GO): adenylyltransferase activity
Source: RefSeq, a predicted model, not a curated record